GAGUAAGAGAUGAAAUUGUGAAAUAUUAUUAUUGUUUUUGGCUCAGUCCCUCAUGAUUGUAACUAAAUGUAUGGCCCUUUUUAUUGAGCACAGAACACACAGCAAUACAGAAAACAGAAGAAUAAUGCAUACGAUGAGUGAUGAAAAAAAUUGUGUUGCAUCACACGUCUGUGCCAUAAAUUGCAAAAAAUAAAAUAAAACACCAAUUUAAAACAUAAGAAAUGAAUGGAUAAAUAACAAGAAAUAUUUUGUGCAGGGUUUACUAAAUACAGGGUUUAUAUACUAAAGUAAUCAUGAUAUUUAAAAAUUAUGUUCUUUUUGUGUUUAAUAAAAAACAAAACAAAAAAUCAAUAUGAUCAAAGAUGAAGUGGUUUCAAUAAUUCUAAAAUAUUUUACAGUUAUUCUUUAAAAAGAUUAGUCUAUCUUUCGCUUGAGCAAAGUUCAUAAAUAUCAGACGAGUCAGGAAAUUUCGCUGUUGCAGUUUUAGAAGAAUCUCAUGGUGAACUUCUUUAACUUUCAUGAGAAUUAAGUAUUUGUAGGUAAUCAGUCAAACAUUCUUUCAACCAAUGCAGAAAAGACCUUAAAGAGAGUUUUCCUGAAAGGCUGAGUUUAUUUUGAGAAUGAAUGACCCAUUUUAUUAGAAUCAGGUUUAUUAUAUAAGAGGGUUUUCACAUACAAGGAAUUUGCCUUAAUAUCUGUGUACUAAACAUGGGCUUGCAGGAAAUAAAAAAAAAUAAAAAGUCUAAAAAAAAGUAAUGAAACAUAAAAAGGAAAAUAAAAAAGCAAUAAAAUCUUUAAAAAAAAUACAUCGAAUGAAUGAAAAUGAAAAGUGCCACACAGUGAUUGAAACGAAGAGGAUGUAUAUGUGUUUGCAAAACACUGACUAAUUAAUGUGCAAAUAUUCACAUUUUAUGACAUAUAGAAUAUGUGCAAUGUGAAGGGAUAGUAAUCAACUGCUCAGUAACUUUUUUCACUGUGGUAAACCUGAGUAAAAUCAUAUCAUAUCAUCAUCAUCAUCAUAUCAUAAAUCGAUAAAAUACUCCUGUAUUUGGGUCAGUCAAUCGUGAUUAACGCUGCAUUUGUGUCUGUCAAUCAGUCACGGGUGUGUUUCUGCGUCAUCGCUUUCCAGCCAAUCGCGUGGCGACGUCCAGAAACGGGGCACCAAGGCAUAAACCUUUCAAACAUGGCGACGCUCCGAAGAGAGUACGGAGAUUGGAAAUACGACCGUUUUUAACCGAGAAAAUAACCUCCUCCUCGCAUGUUACAAUGUGUUGGGGUUAGCCAGAGCCACCGCACGCACAGCCUUUUGGACGAUGUUUGCAGAGGCCAGUCUGUCCAUCUGGGGAUGGGGGGGUCUUGGAGUCGUGCUGUUCCUCGUCACCUUUGGACCCUUUGCCAUAUUCUACCUGGCUUUUUAUAUCUUCUGCUUCAUUGGAGGGGGCUUUGCGGUAACUCUGCUCUAUGGGAAAAUCAACUCAGAGAAACACCUGGAAAAGUGCGAGCACUCUUACUUGCCACCCACACAAAUUGGUAUACUGAAGACAUUGGAUGAGAUGAGGCUGGAGAUGAAGCCUAUAAAGAUUGACAGGAGACUGACUGGCUCCAGUUUCAUAGAUGAACCACUACAACAGGUGAUCCAGUUUGCUCUGAGAGACUACAUCCAGUACUGGUACUACACUCUGAGCGAGGAUGAGUCCUUCUUACUGGAGAUCAGACAGACGCUGCAGAAUGCCCUCGUCCAGUUCUCUACAAGGUCCAAAGAGGUGGACUGGCAGCCUUACUUCACCACUCGCCUGGUGGACGACUUUGCCACCCAUUUACGUGUCUUUAGAAAAGCCCAGGAUCGCCUCGCCGACAGAGAGGACAAGCAACGGGACAUAACAGAGGAGCUGCUGGACUCCUUCUUUGAGGCUGAGGUGGAGAUGGAGAGGAAGAUUUGUCGAGACGUUGUGUGCACUUCACACAAGGAUGAAGAAGGUUUUCUUCGGGACUUGUGUGAGCUGCUUCUGUAUCUGUUACUACCUCCUGGAGAUUUCCACAACAAGAACAUGAGAUACUUCCUAAGGGAGGUGCUGGCACGUGGUGUGCUGCUUCCUCUGAUCAACCAGCUGAGCGACCCAGACUACAUCAACCAGUUUGUCAUCUGGAUGAUCCGGGACUCCAGCUGCAACUAUGAAGCCUUCAUGAACAUCCUGAAGCUGACAGACAAGCCUGCUGAGCUGGAGGCUGUUAAGGACAAGGUGCUGGAGGAGCUGCAGUACCUGCGCUCCCUGGACACGGCUGGAGAUGACAUCAAUGUGAUCAAGAACCAGAUUAACAGUCUUCUGUUUGUGAAGAAGGUGUGUGAGACCAGGAUCCAGAGACUACAGUCUGGCAAGGAGGUGGAUGCCUUGAAGCUGGCAGCCAACUUUGGCAAGCUGUGCGUUAUCCCACUGGAUCACAUCCUCAUCCACAACAUAGCCCUGCAGUUCUUCAUGGACUUUAUGCAGGCAGCGGGGGCCCAGGCAGAGCUGUUCUUCUGGCUCACGGUGGAGGGCUACAGGGUGACCGCACAGCAGCAGCUGGAGGCCAUGCAGGGCUGGCAGAAAGAUGGCAAGAAACAGCCCAGCGCCACCAAGGGGCUGCUGAAGGCCGCUGCGCUGGGCGUCUAUGAACAAUACCUCUCUGACAAGGCGUCCCCCAGGGUGCAGGUGGACGAGGCGUCCGUAACAAAACUAGGGGAGAAGCUACAGAAAGACGACCCCACGCCAGAAAUAUUUGAUGAAAUCCAGAGAAAGGUUUAUGACAUGAUGCUACGUGAUGAGCGCUUCUACCCCUCCUUCAAGCAGAGUCCUCUCUACGUGCGCAUGCUGGCCGAGCUGGACAUGUUGAAAGAGCCGAGCUACCGGGGAUCUGAUGACGGCGACGGAGAAUCCUUCAACGGCUCCCCCACAGGAAGCAUUAACCUAUCUUUGGACGACUUGUCCAACUCCUGCCAUGAUGAAUCUAUGCACCUACAUGCCUUCAUCUCAGACACAGCUGACGCUUGUCUCCCCGGCUUCUGGGGUGCUGCAGGGGUUUGCAAUGACCACGGUAAGACCUACGCGCUCUACGCCAUCACUGUGUUCAGACGCAACCAAGACGGCAGCGAGGACUGCUGGAAGACAUAUCGCCGCUACUCGGACUUCCACGACUUCCAUAUGAGGAUCACUGAACAGUUUGAGAACCUGGCGUCGAUCCUCAAGCUGCCAGGGAAGAAGACCUUCAACAACAUGGACAGAGACUUCUUGGAGAAGAGAAAAAAAGACCUCAAUGCUUAUCUACAGUUGCUGCUGAACCCAGAGAUGGUGAAGGCCUGUCCAACUCUGAUUCCUUAUGUCUAUGACUUCCUAGAGAACAAGGCCUACAGCAAGGGCAAAGGAGAGUUUGCACGCAAGAUAGACACAUUUGUAAAUCCUCUGAGGAGCUCCAUGAGAAACGUGUCCAACGCAGUGAAGGCCCUGCCAGACAGUCUGGCUGAGGGCAUGACCAAGGUGUCUGAUAACAUGGGCCGCAUGUCAGAAAGACUGGGCCAGGACAUUAAACAGUCCAUACUCAAGGUGCCUCCACUCCUCCCCAAGACCGACAUCGACCCUGAACACUGUCGAGUGUCUGCUCAGCUCGAUGACAACGUGGACGAUAACAUCCCGCUGAGGGUAAUGCUGCUGCUGAUGGACGAGGUGUUUGACCUUAAGGAGAAAAACCAGUGGCUGCGCAGGAACAUUAAGAACCUGCUGCAGCAGCUCAUCAGGGCCACAUAUGGAGACACCAUCAACAGGAAAAUUGUGGAUCACGUGGACUACUUGACCUCACCAGAGCAGGUUGCAGACUACGUCAAGAAGUUCAGGGAUUCCUAUUGGCCCAACGGUAUUCUGGCUGAGACGCCGCCCCGUCGAGACAAGAGCAUCCGCAUGAGAACACGUGUAGCCGCCAAGACCAGCCUGCUGGGCAUCAUGCCAGAUGAGCUGAAGCACAUCAUCGGAGCGGACACCACGAGAAAGGGCAUACUACGUGUUUUCGACAUGUUUCAGUACCAACCCAUGAACCGUCGGCUAGUCUACGUGUUCCUGGAGGGCUUCUUGGAGACCAUGUUCCCCCAGUACAAAUUCCCUGAGCUCUUUGUCAAGCUGCACUCCCGCUCGCCGCGCAUCCACAGAUACAACCAGAAACUCAAAUCCUCCUCGCUCAAGAGGUGACAGGAGAGGACAGACUGCAGCGGGACAUGGGCUGACUAGACACAGACUGUAGAGCUGAGAGUGAGAGUGGGGGGCUUGAAGUGAAUGCUGAGGUAUAUCUGUGUGUGUGUGUGUGUGUGUGUGUGUGUUAGAGAGAAAGAUUCCUGCCCUUCCACUCCCCUCACACUCUUUCCAGUGAAAACACUCCAAUUAUCCAGCCGAUCAUUUCUGUGGAGACAGAACUGAAGGAUGAACAACACACACUCUGCCCUCCUCUCACUCUGUGACACACACACACAUGCGCCAACACAAAUCCUGUCAUUUGCACCAAGAAUGAACAUGGUAGUCUUUCAGUUUUAAUAUUAUCCUCCUCCUUGUUGGACUUUUUACUUGUGUUUAGCUUUAUCCUGGGCCAGUCAAUGCUGCUUUCUCGUGGUCCAGAGAGCAGACCACAAAUACUGUAUUGUUUUUAAACUGCAGGAGUAGAUAGCAUAGACCCACACCUUGCCUUACCUUCCCGCUUCUGUCGUCUGGCUGGCACAGUGUACCAUCUCAGUGACCUGGCCCCUCAGCUGUAGUCAGACUUCACCCUCGUGCUGUAGACAUUUAAUCCUCAAAAGCUGCACACUUGCUAACAUGCGAACAAUAUUUUGUUUUCAUAGCAACCAAAUACGUCAAUAGCACUGGGUUCAAAAGGCGCUGUUUUUAAAUGUGACUGAACAAACAUGGGUCAAAAAGGAUUAUUUAGAUUUUUAUAGUUCACAUUUUUUCUAGGCUCAACGCUUUUUUCUCCAAAGUGUUACAUCAUCCAUACCACCCAUGGCCACAUCCCCUUUAAUGCUACUGUCAUGACCUGUGACGACCAAAGCUCAUGCUGUUCAGUACGUGUGUGUGCACCGGUUUGAUGUUGGGAUACUCUGAACAUUGCUGUGCUUCAUGUUGUCAGUCGUGUGAAGAAGGAGAUUGCGAAGCUGCGUGGACACACUGAAGCGUGUUACAGCUGUGGGAGGCUCAGCUCUGGUUGUCCAAGCGCGCCAUCAAAGAAUGUACUCUCUGGUCUAGUCUGUAUUUGGCUUGUGUAGAAUUUUGUGAGUGUGUAUGUGUGCGUGUGUGUGUUAGCACGAAGAUGCAACCCUCUCCAGUCAGAAACUGUGCCAGUGUGAGCUAGUGAACCAGCCUUAAAACUAUAUACAGUAUAUACUGACCAAGAGACGCACGCUAGAGGUAGCUCUCCUUCGCACGAUUGAACGUAACAAGGAAAUCAAGAUAGACAUAUGGAGAUAUAUCCCUAAUCACUUUUAUUCAGAGAAAAUGUCUUUAAUUUUGUGCAAUAUUUUUUUUCUUUUAAUGCAUGUGCAUUUUGAAUCAUUGUAUACUGAAAAAAAGUAAUUCAUAUUGUUUUAAUAGUAGAACAUGAAAGAAGUUUCCCCACAGAUUUCUUCUUAUCCCAACAACUUAACAUUCCGUUGUUGUAAAAGUACAAUGUUAAUUUUACAGACUUGUUUUAUAAGUCUGAGUUUUUUUGUUUUGUUUCUGGUGUGUGGGGGACAUUUUCCACUUACCCCUGGCCCACUCGUACAGAAUCUGUUUUGGGUGUGGACAGGGCAGUGGUAGGGGGGUUUUCUGUGUCACAGCCUGAUGAUUAGCUCAUUGGGCUAUAGCUAGGUCAGAGGCGGCCACAAACAACUGCUUCUUUUUAACUCAUAAAGUGGCGUUUUAUGCAUUUGAGCCUGUUCUGUUGAGUGUGAACAGACCUUUGAUGUUAGGAACUGACAGGAGAGCCAUGUCCUGGUACCAAUGGAAUCACUGCUAAUGAGCACUUAACGUAGCACCUGUGGGGGGGGGGGCUCUCCCAUUUCCUGGAUGGAGUCCCAUUCUGCUGCAGUCAUUGGAUGGAACUCCCUCGUCUGCUUUGAUUCGCUUGCACUGAGCAGCCGUGGUGGUCUCUGGCUGAGCAGGCGGACAUGAACUGAAGCCUCUCUUACUGGGAGGCGAAUAUUUUGUCCCCACAGUGGAGGAGGAGGUGUCACCUUUAACUUUCUGCACACCUCUCUGUACAGGAAGGCUUGUUUUUUGUUUGUUUUUUUUAACCCCAGUAUUUAUGAUAAUCUAUGAUAAUGAAAAUUGUGCAUAUCUGUGUACAGUAUGUGUUAAUAGUGUGCCUAAAUGUACUGUCAACUCUAUUUUCAUAUUUUUCUUUAACCUAAAAAAAAUCAAUCAGAAUGUCAUGAUCAUUUUACGCGACUGAAAAUGACUUUAGGGUGUUUUUUUUUUUUUUUUUUGCAUCAUGCUUAUCAAACUCUUCCUUGUGAGCAGUUGUGCUCAGAUCAGUAUAACACUAAUAAAAGGUAACUCAGACUAACUGA
Messenger RNA from Chelmon rostratus (copperband butterflyfish), 6559 nucleotides. RefSeq names its product sorting nexin 13 (gene snx13). Gene Ontology annotation, molecular function: phosphatidylinositol binding. Gene Ontology annotation, cellular component: early endosome. The transcript is spliced from 25 exons. NCBI's taxonomy places the organism in Eukaryota, Metazoa, Chordata, Actinopteri, Chaetodontiformes, Chaetodontidae. The record is from RefSeq and is a predicted model, not a curated record. The coding region runs from base 1314 to 4214 and encodes 966 amino acids. Gene Ontology annotation, biological process: positive regulation of GTPase activity.